AUGGCUUCGAGUACUGGGAUAGAGACUGGUUCUCCCUCUAUGGCAUCCACUUCAACUCCAACUCCCUAUCCAUCCUCUGCCUCUUUGGCAUCAGCCUCAGCAUCAGCAUCGGGACCCUCUUCAAUUACAGACCCUUCAUCCACAUCCUCAUGGUCAUCAUCCCUCGACCCACUCUCACCAUCCCGUAAUCCACUUGCGUCCUCAGCCCUCGAAUCGCUAGCCAAAUCUUUACCUACCUAUCUUGCAGUCGGGGGCUCAGUACUGGGAGUGUUGGUAGUGAUUGCAUUGGUCAGUUGGUGGUAUAGACGAAGGAAAAGGAGAAAUAGGUUUGGGAAAGAUGAGGAGUACGAAGAAGAGUGGAGGGUAGUAAGGAGUAAGAGGGAGGAAGGAGAUUUGGAGAAAGGUCGGAAUAGUUCUAACCGUACUAAUGAGAAUGGUAAUGAAGACAUGUCGGCUACCACCACCACCACUCACGAGCAUGGAAAUGAGGAAAAAUCAAGUGAGAUCUACUCUAUCACCCAUGCCACUCCAUCGAAAUCAUCACCCAACCUCAGUGUACAUGUCGAUCAGUAUGAUCUUUCCCCUGCCAGUAGUCCCAUGUCGAGUCCCAUGUCGAGUAGGACUGGGUCGCACGAGAAUUUGGUGCAGAAGAGUGAUGAAUUAUAG
Molecule: messenger RNA, 666 nt
Organism: Kwoniella mangroviensis CBS 8507
Lineage: Eukaryota; Fungi; Basidiomycota; Tremellomycetes; Tremellales; Cryptococcaceae
Exons: 2
Coding region: 1-666 (221 amino acids)
Source: RefSeq, a predicted model, not a curated record